Messenger RNA from Xyrauchen texanus (razorback sucker), 1205 nucleotides. It is a transcript of the gene tnni4b.1, whose product is annotated as troponin I4b, tandem duplicate 1. The record is from RefSeq and is a predicted model, not a curated record. Bases 121 to 576 code for a protein of 151 amino acids. Gene Ontology annotation, biological process: muscle contraction. Gene Ontology annotation, cellular component: troponin complex. The transcript has 5 exons. Lineage: Eukaryota; Metazoa; Chordata; Actinopteri; Cypriniformes; Catostomidae.
UGUGCAUUGAGACUGGAAUGAAUUGACGUUACAUUUUGACAUCUCUUUCAGAAAAAGACAAAAUAUACUGCCACAUGGCGGCUUCUCUUAAAGACCAAACUUUUGAAGUCAGCGGCGUCUAUGCUAGCAGCUGAAAAAGAGCAGAAUAAGAGAGAGAAAGAUAACGCUCUUAAUGAGAGAGUUCCACCUCUCAAACUAUCUGGACUGUCUGUACAGGAACUACAGGAUCUUUGCAAAGACCUUCACCGCAAGAUUGAUGUAGUUGAUGAGGCCCGAUAUGACCUUGAAGUGAAAGUGGCUAAAAAUGAAUCAGAGAUCCAGUCUCAGACCCAGAAGAUUUGGGACUUGAAAGGUACAAUGAACAGAACCAAACUGAAGAGGGUGAAGAAGUCUUCUGAUGCUAUGUUUGGUGCUUUGACCGAAUCCAAACUGUCAUCAAAGGCCGAUUUCAAAGCCAACCUGAAAACAGUAAAGAAAGAAGAAGAGAAGAAAGAAGAGGUGACUGAUUGGCGUAAGAAUGUGGAGGCUAUGUCUGGAAUGGAAGGCAGGAAGAAGCUCUUUAAUGCUAAUCAAUAAAAAAAGUUUAAAAGUACCUUUUAUCACUUGAUGUCCAACAUAUUUCAUGGUUGGCAUUUCUCAGAUAUUGAGUGUUGAAAAAAAAACAAAAAAAACAAGCAUUGUGAAAAGAAGAUGAUAAUGUUUUCUUACUUUUAGCUAACUUUCAGGCUCAGUAACAAGAAAGGGGAGUGAGAUGUGUAUACCAAUACAAGUAGGCUCCCGCUACACUUGUGAUUUGAUGCUAUAAAGUUCAAACUGUGCAAGUGUGAUUUUAAAGAUACUAUUCUGACUAAUCACGUACAUUGAACACACAAAAACUGUUAAUAAUGAUCAUAGGUAUGAGUGUUUUUGUGGAAGAGCUUAGGACUUUGUUUGUCUUUACCAGUUUCUGCCCUAUGCUGCAAUUUGUAUACAGUCUGUACAAAUGUAUUUGCACUCUGAAAAUGUGAUGUUUUGUGUAUUGAAAUGCUAAAUGCAUACUUUAUUCAUGAGAAUCAUUCAGACUGGAAAUUAUUUGAUAAAUUGUAUGCAUUGUUGUGAACUAGAAGAAGUCAGUGUUUUUAAGGAAAUAAAUGUCAGGAAUUGUAACACAUUCUAGUCUAAUGAGAGUACAAAAUGCAAUGUAAUGGCAUUCCAAAAUUAAAUGA